Strongylocentrotus purpuratus (purple sea urchin) is the source of this 636-nucleotide messenger RNA. RefSeq lists its product as uncharacterized. The record is from RefSeq and is a predicted model, not a curated record. Bases 1 to 636 code for a protein of 211 amino acids. Gene Ontology annotation, molecular function: nucleic acid binding. NCBI's taxonomy places the organism in Eukaryota, Metazoa, Echinodermata, Echinoidea, Camarodonta, Strongylocentrotidae. The transcript has a single exon. Gene Ontology annotation, biological process: DNA integration.
AUGGGUGUUGGAAAUGAUAUGACCCGAUGGAUGGAAGCCUAUGUGAUACCUGAUCAUAAAGCAACAACUGUGGCGACUGAGUAUGUGAACCAGUUUGUAUGUCGUUGUGGAGUCCCAACAGUCUUGCAUACGGACCAAGGCCAAAAUUUCGCAUCAGCGGUCUUCAGAGAGAUUCGUAGUGUCUUUGGCAUAGAGAAGACUUGGACGAUGCCGUACAAUCCGAAAUCCGAUGAACUAAUUGAGCGAUUCAAUCGUACGUUGUUCACCAUUGUUUCCAUUGCCAUUGAAUCUACCAGACGGCAAAGAAAUUGUAAUGAGAAGUUACCCCUCGCUCUCUUCACCUACCAUUUAUCCCCUCAGGAGUUGACCGGCCAGACAGCGAACUUGUUGAUGUUAACGCGAGAAUUACAUCUGCCAAUAAAACUUUCCGCUGACUUGUGCAAUGAUGAUCGGGAGCUGGAUCGCGGUCUGGAUACAGAUCAUGCGGAAAACCUAAGGAACAAGAUGAGCCUGGCGCACGAACGUGCAAGGGAGAACAAAUCAGAAAGUUUCAGGAAGCAAAAGGAGGUCUGCGACAGGAAAGCACAUAUACUGUCGUCUACAGGAUACAAGCAAAGAACCGUGGAAAGAAGAUAG